Pleurotus ostreatus (oyster mushroom) is the source of this 1539-nucleotide messenger RNA. RefSeq lists its product as uncharacterized. The transcript is spliced from 21 exons. Lineage: Eukaryota; Fungi; Basidiomycota; Agaricomycetes; Agaricales; Pleurotaceae. Gene Ontology annotation, molecular function: carbohydrate binding; carbon-oxygen lyase activity, acting on polysaccharides. Gene Ontology annotation, biological process: pectin catabolic process. The record is from RefSeq and is a predicted model, not a curated record. Bases 1 to 1539 code for a protein of 512 amino acids.
AUGUUGCUCGCGUCACUCUUCUGUCUCUGCACGCUAGCAAGCUAUGCGCUCAGCUUUGGGCUUACCGAGUCUGGCAACAGUUAUGUAGUCGAUACCAGCGCUGGGCUUGUCUUUACCGUGGAAAAGACGUCGGGGGAUAUUACCUCCAUGUUGUUCAACGGUAUUCAGGCACAAGAUCAAAGCAAACGCAGCCACAUUGCAUCAGGGAUCGGAGCCUCUUGCUCAUGGACCCGAGGCGGAAAUUCGAACAACUACAUUACCAUCACCUGUACAGCAGGCUCAGUGACUCAAUAUUACGUCGCUCGGUACACAGACCCCGCUAUCCACAUGGCAACAUACAUCUCUGCCGAACCGUCCGUCGGCGAACUUCGUUUCAUUGCAAGGCUUAACAGUAAUACGUUGCCCAAUGGCUACCCACAGUCUAGCAUCAGAGGUGGCUCAGCCAUCGAAGGAAGCGAUGUCUACAAUGUCAACGGUCAAACACGAUCCAAAUUUUAUUCGUCAAGGCAAUUCAUUGACGAUCAAGUCCACGGUGUAACCGGCAACAACAUUGGUGCCUAUAUGAUUAUCCCUGGAACAGGCUACGAGGGCAGUUCUGGUGGGCCAUUUUUCCGUGACAUCAACAACCAAGGAGGCGACCAACAGGAACUAUACUACUGCAAUCGAAUGGGCUUGCAUGGGCCAUAUGCUCUUUGGUUCACCACUGGAGGCGCUCCAUCGGGUUCGAUAAACACCCAAUUCUGGGAGGGACUCUCAAUCAAUGGUCUCGUCCCUUUGAGUGGGCGUGGACGUAUCACCGGAAAGGCAACUGGGUUCCCUUCAGGGUUCUCGUCGCUGAUGUCCAUCGGGUGGAGCAACUCAGCUGCACAAUACUGGGCGAGAACCGAUACCAGUGGUAAUUUCGUGUCGCCGUACAUGAAGCCGGGAACGUACACGAUGACCUUAUACAAAACCGAGUUGGCUGUUGGUUCUCAAUCGGUGAGUGUCUCUGCAGGUGGAACGGGGUCGUCAAAUAUCGCAUAUUCGGAAUCAAAUCCUUCCGUCAUCUGGCAAAUUGGCGACUUUGAUGGAACGCCUAGAGGCUUUUUGAAUGCCGACAAAAUAGAGACCAUGCACCCAAGUGACAGCCGAAUGAGUAGCUGGGGCCCAAUUACAUUCACAGUUGGCUCAAAUAUCAACGGCUUUCCGAUGGCGAUUUUCAAGACAAUUGGCGCGGUUACGGUCCGCUUUACUCUGAACUCGAAUCAACUCGGCGCCAGGACCCUGCAGAUUGGAACCACACUGGCCUUUGCAGGUGGCCGCCCUCAAGUGACUGUAAACGGAUGGUCGGGACCCCAACCUCCAGCACCCUCCCAACCUGAUAGCAGAGGUGUCACGCGCGGAACUUGGCGAGGAAACAACAUUAUGUAUACCGUCAACAUCCCUUCGGGGACACUCGUGAGUGGGACAAACACCUUGGUGAUCAACGUCAUUUCCGGCUCGUCGGGCGAUCAGUUCUUGUCGCCAAAUGUUGUCUUCGACGCCAUUAGGCUAUACUAG